AUGCACUGGUUUACGCCCUUCUCUUCUCUCAUUGUGAUGGUGAUGGUGGUGACAGCUCAAGAACAACAAAGCACACCAACACCAUCGACUCAAGUUUCUUCUUCUCCUUCUAUGACAAGCACCAUCACCAGCUCAUCCGCCAAUAGUACCAUCACUCCUACCUCUGAUGAUAACAGCAGCAGCAGCAGUACAAGCUCAUCCUCGAAUGAUUCAGCUACUACAUCAACUACAACCAUGUCUUUUUUGACCCAUUUCUCUGCACCAGCGCAUCGACCAAGCAGCUCUUCUCUUUCAAGUUUCCAUCCAACGCAAUCUGCACCUUAUCCCGAUGACACAGUCGGCAAAUAUGGUCCACUCCAUGUAUCCACGGCUGCCACAACCCCAUGGAUGUUUGUCAUUUCUAUUACCAUCAGCACCGUUGUCUUGUUAUUGCUAUCAUCAUCAUCAUCCAUAUAA
Molecule: messenger RNA, 456 nt
Organism: Lichtheimia ornata
Lineage: Eukaryota; Fungi; Mucoromycota; Mucoromycetes; Mucorales; Lichtheimiaceae
Exons: 1
Coding region: 1-456 (151 amino acids)
Source: RefSeq, a predicted model, not a curated record